AAAGAGGAAUAACACCAAUCCAGCUCCACAGAUAACAUUGGACUGGAUACCCAGUGACAUCUCAGCGGCUUCCACACCUCUGGCCUUAUGCAGAAAAUUCUGAGCACACCUGAUUUAGACCGGACCAGGCUGUGUAUUAUGUACAGUCGCUGAUCUCUGAGAUGGCCGUGUGGGUCCGACAGGCCCAAACAUCCCCCCUGCAGCGCUGCCUCUACCUUAUUCAGGUCCAGCGGCCCACCCUGAGUGUCUGAUCGGCCCAGUCCUGCUAACACCCACCCUGGGCUUCCCUCUCAUCGGGCCACCUGGCUUCACUCCGGGCCCACCAUGGGAGGAUGCCUCUCCAAACCCAAGCCAGUAGAGGUCAAAGUUGAGCUCACUCUUUUGGACAAAGAGAAAGAGGUGGACCUGAUGUCUCCUAAUGGAAAGGCCAGUCCAUUUUCAGAAUGCAGACUCAACGGAUCUCUGGGACACUGUUCAGACGAGGACACCAUGACACUGCGGCCACACCAUAAACACAGAGAUUACAUAGAAGCAUCUGUCUGCCAUGUAAAAGACCUUGAGAAUGGACAAAUCCGUGAGGUGGAUUUGGGGGCUGGUCGUGCUCUGCUCAUUAAGGAACAUGGAGAAUUCUUUGCCAUGGGACACAAGUGCCCACAUUAUGGGGCUCCACUGGUCAAAGGUGUGCUAUCAAAAGGGCAUGUGCGAUGUCCAUGGCAUGGGGCAUGUUUUAACAUCACUACAGGUGAUAUUGAGGAUUUUCCUGGCCUAGACAGUUUGCCUACCUUCCAGGUCAGAGUCGAAAAGGAGAAGGUGAUAAUAAGAGCAAACAAGCAGGCUCUUCAGACUCAGCGGCGGUCAAAGGCCAUGUCAAAAUGUUCAGCUGUCAUCAAUUCCAGCACUGGAUUCAGCCAUGUUCUCAUUAUCGGAUCAGGUCCUGCUGGUCUGGUGUGCGCUGAGACUCUGAGGCAGGAGGGUUUCACUGACCGUAUAGUCAUGUGCACCAUGGACACACAUCUGCCUUAUGACAGGCCUAAACUGAGUAAGUGUUUAGAGAGCACAGCUGAGCAGCUUCAGCUGCGCUCAUCUGACUUCUUUCAAACGCACGACAUAGAGAUACUAUUAGAGAAAGAGGUUGUCUCUGUGGAUGUGAAGACACGGACUGUGACAUUUCGGGAUGGUUUUAAAAUGGAGUAUCGAAAACUCUUCAUUGCCACAGGGAGCAGACCCAAACCUCUGAGCUACAAAGGCAAAGAUGUGGGAAACGUGUUUCACCUCAGAACACCAGAAGAUGCGAACAGCAUCGCAACACUCGCCAGCAGUAAGAAUGCUGUCAUAGUUGGAACCUCAUUUAUUGGUAUGGAGGUGGCCGCAGCUCUCACAGAUAAGGCUCACUCAGUGUCUGUGAUCGGCAUAGAGGCCGUGCCAUUCCGUAAAGCACUCGGAGAAAAAGUGGGAAAAGCCUUGAUGAAGCUGUUCGAGUCAAACAGGGUGAAGUUCUACAUGUUGAACGAAGUGUGGGAGAUGCGAGGGCAUAAUGGACAGUUAAAAGAAGUGGUUCUAAAAAGUGGCAAAGUCUUGAGAGCUGACGUCUGUGUUAUUGGCAUAGGCUCCAGUCCAGCCACAGCAUUCCUGAAGCAGAGCGGAGUGCACAUGGACUCCAAAGGAUUCAUCCCAGUCAAUAAGACCAUGCAGACGAACAUUGACGGGGUCUUCGCUGGGGGUGAUGUGGUAACGUUUCCUCUAGCUCUACGUAGCAAUAAGAAGGUGAACAUACCCCACUGGCAGAUGGCUCACGUACACGGUAGAGUGGCUGCCCUUAGCAUGAUGGGAAAGGCCUCAGACAUUAAAACGGUGCCUUAUUUCUGGACAGCAAUGUUUGGGAAAAGCAUACGAUAUGCAGGUUAUGGAGACGGCUUUGAUGAUGUCGUCAUCCAGGGAGAUUUGGAUGAACUGAAAUUUGUGGCAUUCUACACAAAGAGUGAGGAGGUGGUGGCCGUGGCCAGUAUGAACUACGACCCCAUUGUGUCACGGGUUGCAGAAGUCUUUGGCUCUGGAAAGACGAUUAGGAAACGUGACGUGGAGACAGGAGACAUGUCAUGGCUGAUCGACAAAGGCUCGCAGUGAGGAUGUGAUCAGCUCAGCACAGCAAGCUCCUUGAGUUUUCCUUGCCAAACUUGGACGAUCUCCUGUAACAGACGUAGUCUUAGUGCUGCAGCUGGUUAAGUGGGAAACUAGAUGGGAGACGUACGCCGUCCUAACCCGAGCACCUGGGCCGUGCCGAGAACAUCGUCCCCGUGAGGUGGCACCUCUCUGGCCCUGGAUCCAUUCACAGCACUAACAAAUGAGCCAUACCUGGUUUUUAACCCUCCGUUCUAGACGGGACAGUUCUCUCUCUCUCUCUCUCGCUCUCUCUCGCGGGUUGGUCGAAUCUUUUGCAUGAAGCAUCUGCCUGUACACAAUGUUCACAGGAGAGCGGUUAAGGGGAAUUGUCAUAUUUUAUUUUGUACAUGUGACUUUGUAUAUAGCUGUUAACUGAAGAUACAUUCAAACAAUAAGACUGCACUUUUUUCUACUGAAUAGCCAGGCUAUGGGAAUGAGAACAGAGCUGAUGUCUGGCUCACAUCAAAAUAUGCAGCUUCGCUUGUGGCAGUUUGUAGAUGUAGAGAGUAGAUGCAUGAUAAUUCAUAUGCAUAGGGCAUUAGUUUUCAUUAAGACUCUCCCAAAGGAUCUGUGGGAUCAUUAUUCAGGGAAGGUAACAAGGUCCAUAUGUCAAUGUCUAUGAAUAUAAAUCAAAUAUAAUGUAUGAUAUAGUAUUAUCAUACAUAUAUCAAAAUUCACAGGUAGAUGGGUGAAUCUCAC
Molecule: messenger RNA, 2859 nt
Organism: Sinocyclocheilus rhinocerous
Lineage: Eukaryota; Metazoa; Chordata; Actinopteri; Cypriniformes; Cyprinidae
Product: apoptosis-inducing factor 3-like
Exons: 20
Coding region: 325-2124 (599 amino acids)
Biological process (GO): execution phase of apoptosis
Cellular component (GO): mitochondrion; cytoplasm
Molecular function (GO): 2 iron, 2 sulfur cluster binding; oxidoreductase activity, acting on NAD(P)H
Source: RefSeq, a predicted model, not a curated record